Drosophila navojoa is the source of this 823-nucleotide messenger RNA. RefSeq names its product helix-loop-helix-leucine zipper transcription factor bigmax (gene bigmax). Gene Ontology annotation, molecular function: DNA-binding transcription factor activity, RNA polymerase II-specific; protein dimerization activity; RNA polymerase II cis-regulatory region sequence-specific DNA binding. Gene Ontology annotation, biological process: regulation of transcription by RNA polymerase II. NCBI's taxonomy places the organism in Eukaryota, Metazoa, Arthropoda, Insecta, Diptera, Drosophilidae. The record is from RefSeq and is a predicted model, not a curated record. Gene Ontology annotation, cellular component: nucleus.
AUGGAGCAAGAUCAAGAUCUGGGCGGCAAGCAUUACUCCCGCUGUAGCAGCGCGGGCAGCACCCAUACACCCAACUCUUCGGCGCACAAUUCUGACGACGAUGACGACAGCGGCGAUGCACGACACAUGGGAGCCACAAAUUCGAAUUCGAACUCUUCGCUGAGCUACAAGGAGCGCCGACGCUCGGCUCACACCCAGGCGGAGCAGAAGCGUCGGGAUGCGAUCAAAAAGGGCUACGACAGUCUGCAGGAGCUGGUGCCACGCUGCCAGCCAAACGACUCGUCUGGCUACAAGCUGAGCAAAGCGCUGAUACUGCAGAAGUCCAUCGAGUACAUUGGCUAUCUGAAUCAGCAGAAAAUCAGGCAGGAGGACGAGAGCGCCGCUCUGCAGAAGGAGGUGACGGCGCUGCGUAUCAUACAGAACGGCUACGAGACCAUGCUGCAACAUCAGCAGGCCAAUCCGGGGCCCGAAGAGGCGCGUCUCACAGACGAGGCCAAAUUUCAAGUGUUUCAGGCAAUACUGGACGAAAUGUUUGAGACAUUCCAGAACAUACCGAUGGAUAACUUCAAGCAGCUGACAAGCGGCGUCAUACCCUGGCUGGAAGAGCACUGCAAGCCGCACAUUCUGCGCAACAUUCUCAGCCGGACGCUGCAGCAGAUGGCGCAGGAGACGCAAGAGAAGCAGCAACAGGCCAUGGACCAGGAAACUGGGGAGGGCUUCAGUUGAAUCCCCUUGUUGUCGUUUGUUUUUUCGGUCUUGUUUCUGUUUUUGGUAAAUGCUUUCAUUAGUAAAUGCGUCAUUUAGUUGUAAAAGCGUGCGAUAU